AUGACGAGUAUCUGUUCUCGAGCAGUUCUCAUAAAAUCAGUAUACAAAUUGUGGUGCGAGGGUGAUUCGUGGGAAGAGCUCUUUUCGUCUCUUUCAAAUCUUCCAACAGAGUUUACAAAUCCAUAUUUUGCUCCUUCAGCGAGUUGGAAACUAGACAUUGUUUCUUUUAACGCCACAUUGACUCCGGAGCAACAAGAACAAUAUCGCCUUCAGUUUGAGCCGUAUCUUCCCUUCGAGGGUCCAGUGGUCCUCCGCGCCCCUUCGAACACCUUUUCGUGUGUUUUGCAUCACAACAAACCCGAGAAAACAAUCAAACACAUCUAUUUCGGAACCUUCAUCGCCGAUGGCCAACGAAACACCAACGAUCGUUUCAACCUCAAAAAACGGCACUACAUCGGCCCCACUUCCACAUGUGCCGAACUCGCUUCUCUCAUGUCCAAUCAAAUUCUCACACAAAACGGAUCUCUCGUUUGGGAUUGUUUUGUUGGCACCGGAUCCCUUCUCGUUGCGGCAUCGGCUCACGGUGCGUUCUGCAUAGGAAGCGAUAUCGAUAAGCGCGUUUUGAGGGGAGAAAAAAAGGGCAAGCAAGUGGGAUCGAUCCGCGGCAACUUCGACCAAUAUCAAAUGAAACCUCCAGAACUUGUGCGAAUGGAUCUCUCGAACCUGCUGCUCCGCUCGAUCCCUCUCUUCGAUGGAAUUCUAUGCGACCCUCCCUAUGGAAUUCGGGCAGGAGCUCGAAAAACACGCUCUUCCGCCACAGAUAUGGAAAUUCCCGCGGAUUCACACAGUGGAAACACCGUGGUUUAUGAUCCGGAUGACGUCAUCAUCGAUCUUUUAGACACUGCAGCGCGCUUGUUGACCCUUGGAGGUCGUUUAGCUUAUCUAUUCCCCACAUUGAGUUCUGUGGAUGUGAAUUCGAUCCCAUUGCAUCCUUGCUUGCGUGUUGUAGCGAAUAGUGAGGAUAAAUUGACGCUGCUGCUGAGUCGGCGACUGAUAACGAUGGAAAAAAUAGCAGAGUAUGAGAUGGAGAAGAGAGAGAUGUAUCGAGAGGUAACGAAAAAGUCGCUGAUAGAGCAGGGGAUUUCCUACAAUGAUUUGAUGAAAACGGUGGGAAAUUUGGGGAGGAGUGAGUGA
Molecule: messenger RNA, 1134 nt
Organism: Blastocystis hominis
Lineage: Eukaryota; Bigyra; Opalinata; Blastocystidae
Exons: 4
Coding region: 1-1134 (377 amino acids)
Biological process (GO): methylation
Cellular component (GO): cytoplasm
Molecular function (GO): nucleic acid binding
Source: RefSeq, a predicted model, not a curated record